Molecule: messenger RNA, 2259 nt
Organism: Paramuricea clavata
Lineage: Eukaryota; Metazoa; Cnidaria; Anthozoa; Malacalcyonacea; Plexauridae
Source: the annotation of a GenBank genome assembly
AUGAAAGGAUGGUCCAAGACAGAAGAUGAGGAUACUGUGGUUUUUGAGUUUCUCCAUUCACCUUAUACCCUACCAAAAUUAGCCUUGUCAGUUGCUACUGGCCUUAAUUUUUCUGUGGCUGUAUAUAACUGGUUCUUACCAGACAACCAUCCAAUCUAUAAUAACCACAAGAGAUCACUUAAACAUACCACCAUUUCCACCCUUAUGUCCACUUUGGAAGGAGCUAAAAUUUGUGACGGUCUCACUAAAGAUGAACACGCCAAUGCCAUGUGUGAAGAUCCCAGCCCGUCGGGUUCCAGUAGUCUUAUGAGACAUACAAUUCCCAUUGAAAGAAAGCAUUAUGAAGAGGAUGGUCCACCAUUUCAGGCUCAUGUUUUCAUCCGGUCUGAAAACUGUGAGUUGCUUUGUGAUGACAUUUUGUGUUCAAGUUGCAUGAAGCAGGAAAGAUUCCUUGGUAAAAUGAAGGAGAGUAAUGACAAGCGAACAGUUGAGCCACUCAAGAGCAAUGCACCCCUGUCUGGUUCAAGCAAGGAAAGAUUGGUCGCCACUGUUCAAAAGCAAAGGAUUGUUUGCAAGGAGCUUGAAGGUCGGAUAGCUGAACUGGAGAAAGAAAUUGAAAGGAACAGCAUUCCUAUUGAUGAGACCAUGGAGAAAGACAUCUUGGCAAUUCUCGCUGAUGAUGGUGACGAAGUAACCCCACACAUGAAAGUUUUCUGGGAGCAACAUAGAAAACUACUAUCAAUACCAAAAUUUGGAAGAAGGUACCACCCUCACAUUAUCCGUUUUUGCCUGUCUGUCCACGCCAAGUCCCCAGCGGCUUAUAGAGAACUGCGAGAUUCUGGUAUUUUAGUACUUCCAAGCGAAAGAACAUUGCGGGACUACCGGAAUGUUUUCAAACCCAGGGCAGGUUUCCAUCCAGAAAAUAUUGAACGAUUGAGGAAUCAAACAAGCCAAUAUUUUGACAUCCAGAGGUAUGUUAUCAUUUCAUUUGAUGAGAUGAAAAUCCAGUCAAAGUUGGUAUUUGACAAACACUCCAAUGAGCUGAUUGGCUUUGUUGAUCUUGGAGAAGAAGAGUUGAAUGUCAGCAGUGGAUCAUCUGACCUUGCAACACAUGCCCUGGUAUUUUUUGUUCGAGGUGCUGCCAGCAAUCUGAAGUAUGCCCUUGGGUACUUUCUGACCAAAGAUGUUACAUCAUAUCAGAUAAUGCCCCUGUUUUGGAAAGCAGUAUCUGUGCUAGAGAUGAGUUGCAAUCUCUGGGUUUGUGCAGCUGUCUCCGAUGGAGCCUCACCUAAUCGCCUUUUUUAUGAACAGCAUGCUGAUCUGGUGGAACCUGGUGGUGACGUGGUAAAUUACACACCCAACCUCUUUGCUCCAGACAGGAACAUUUUCUUUUUCUCGGAUACUCCACACUUGCUCAAGACAACAAGAAACUGUCUUUAUAAUUCUGGCAGUGGCAAGCGCACACGGUAUAUGUGGAACAAUGAGCAGUACAUGCUUUGGGACCACGUCGCCAAGCUGUAUUAUUCUGAUCUUGACUCCGGUUUACAUCAGCUUCCCAAGUUGACUGUUGAUCACAUCAUCCUGAAGUCAUAUUCAAAGAUGAAAUUCAGCUUGGCUGUUCAAGUGUUGAGCAAUGCAGUUGCACAAGCUCUCCAGCGCCAUUAUUCAUCAGGAGAGGCAGGUGAAACUGCCAGGCUAUGCAAGAUGAUGAAUGAUUUUUUCGACUGCAUGAAUGUCAGAUCCACGACUGAGCAUCAGAAGAAGCGCAAUGCCUUGCUAGCCCCAUACCGACGUGCGGAUGAUGAGCGAUUUGAUUGGCUGCAGAAUGUCUUUCUGGAUUAUCUGAAAAGUUGGAAAUCAUCAACUGAAGCAAGAGAAGGAGAUUUUUCAAAUGAUGACAGAGGGCGUAUGUUUAUAAGCAAACAAACAUUCAAUGGACUGAAGAUGACGGUCACUUCAGCCAUCGCUGUAACCAAAUUUUUGUUAAGCGAAGGCUUUGAGUUUGUCCUAACAGAACGUUUCUGCCAGGAUGAUGUAGAGGAGUACUUUGGCUACCAGCGUGCACAAGGGCGAAGAAGUGACAACCCAACAACAGCUGAGUUUGGAUACAAUGAUUUAAAGAUCGCCACAUUGAGAGAUGUUGCACCCCAAUCUGUGCAAGGAAAUGUGUCUGGACGGCAUUCUGGCAAGAAAAGUAAGUGGUAUGGUGUAAGUGAAGAGCCUUUGCCUAAAAAGAAACCAACCAAGAAAACAAAAUAA